Molecule: messenger RNA, 3825 nt
Organism: Notothenia coriiceps (black rockcod)
Lineage: Eukaryota; Metazoa; Chordata; Actinopteri; Perciformes; Nototheniidae
Product: pleckstrin homology domain-containing family G member 4B-like
Exons: 16
Coding region: 20-3286 (1088 amino acids)
Molecular function (GO): guanyl-nucleotide exchange factor activity
Source: RefSeq, a predicted model, not a curated record
UCAGAGACUGGUUUCUUUCAUGACUGACCUGCGAGGAGCCGACAGCUUGUUGCAGAAGGCCAUAAAGAAAGUGGAUGGCAGUAAGAACUUAGACACAGCACAGGAAGUGCAGCAAUGCAUUCAGGAACAGAGGGCCUCAAUGAAAGAGGUGCUGGAAGACACUCGAAUGUUGACCCUGCAAAGAGAAGGGGGGGCCAUUCUAGCCAGAAUGAGGAGGGAGGAGUUCAGGUUUCCCCAGUCUGAGGACUACAGAGAUGCUCUGGAGUCUGUGACUAUUCUGUAUAACCAGGUGGAGGAGAAGCUCCACACCCUGGUGAUGAGAUCGAACGAGUCACUGCAGCAGCUGGAGCUCCUCUUCAGGCUCAGAGAGACAGAGGCCAACAUUAGCACGGCUGGGAUAUGGUUCAAUGCAGAAGGCGAGCAGAGGCUGAAGAACUCUUACACAACAAAUGAGUCCCUGAUGUGCACUGAAGAGGCCUUGCAGCACUUUGAUGUGUUUCACGCAGAGUCUAAGGAGAAACAACAAUGCGCCUUGACCCUGGUGACGGAGGCAGAGGGACUCGUUGGGGCGAGUGAGUCCAGUCCUGCAUCAGAAGUUUUUCGGACUUUGCUCAGCACUUUCAAAUCCAAUGUGGAUGAUUUUAUGGUGCGGGCAGAACAGAGGCACAAAGAACUGAACACACUGGUGCAUGUGCACCGCUUCUGUGACCAGGCGUCUGCUUUGGCCAAGGAAUGCAGUCAUUUUCUGGAGCAGGUAGAGCCAGGGUGUUACUCAGCUCAGACCCUGAGAACACUCCAAAUGUAUGUAGAGAGAUUAGGUGGCGAAUUCUCCACCCUGCAUUUCCAGGCUGUGAAAGCUAAGGCCUGUGCUGUGGGAUCAGGGGCCUCGGGGCUGAUGAAAGUGUGGAAUGCCGCCUUGGUUCAGUGCCAAGAACUUAGGCAGCGUCUUGAGGAGAGGGAAAAGAAGAAGAAUGGCGUAGAUAAGAACCAGAUCCAGCAGACCACAGCUGCAAACCCUCAAGAGGUAUAUGGAGGAGUAGAGAAGGAGGAGAAAAGGAGCGAGUUGGGGGAGGACGAAUGCUCCCUGAGACAGCAGCCAACCCCUCAGAAAGAGGUCGUCAAUAUCUCAAAAAGUGAAGGAGAUAGCACCACUGCUGCAUGCCUCAACUACGAUUUAAAACAGGACUUGAAAGAUGGUGAGGGAGGAGAAUCCCAAGCACAUAAAUUACACGGAGAAGAAGUUAAAAUCAAAAACAAUUCUCCAGUUUUUCCACAAAACGGCCAAUUUCCUCCAGAAACCAAACAAAUGUUGAGAACACAUCACAGUGAGGAAGAUCUGAGGAGAACAGACUCAAUUAAUGAGGGCGAUGAUCUCCCAUUGCACCAACCUUUGGGUCGGUCCCUGAGCGAGGGCUCAUGUGCGAGCUCUCAUUUGACAAGCAUCGUUGGCCUUUCACCUUUAAAUGUGAGACACAAACACUGUCAGCCACUGGAACCAAAUCUGCAGACCGUCCAAAAUCUGCCCGUUUCCCAUAACGAGAGUUUACGGUCAGGAAACCUGAGCUGCGAGUCAAAAACAGACAGUAAUGAAGAGGAGGGUGGAGGAUGCUCGGCCUCUACACAGAGCCCUAAGGAUUUAAAGACCCCAGAGACAUUACUCACACCAACAGAAAACAAUGGCAGCAAUGUUUUGAAACUGCGGAGGAUCAUGGAGGAGCUGCUGUCCACAGAGAGGGAGUACGUCAAGGCCCUGUGUUAUGUUCGAGAUCACUACUUCCCCGAGCUGGAGAGGCCCGACGUCCCUCAGGACCUCCGAGGCCAGAGGGGGAGCAUCUUCGGCAACUUAGAAAAACUCCACGACUUCCACCGGCAUCACUUCCUGAAAGAGUUGGAGAGCUGCUUGGAUGAACCAUUCAGAGUGGGACGCUGCUUCUUACGACAUAGAGAAAGCUUUGCUUUGUAUGCUCUUUACAGCAAGAACAAACCACAGUCUGAUUGUCUUCUCAUUAAUCAUGGACAGUGCUUCUUCAAGCAAAAGCAGCUGAAGCUGGGGGAUAAGAUGGACCUGUGGUCGUACCUGCUGAAGCCUGUGCAGCGGAUCAGUAAGUACAGCCUGUUGCUGCAGGACAUGAUGAGGGAGUGCGGUCCGGGACAAACCAGAGAGAUGGCUGAGGUCAAGGCCGCCCUGGAGGUCGUCCACUUCCAACUUCGCCAUGGCAACAACCUGCUGGCAAUGGACGCCAUCCACCACUGCGACGUUAAUCUGAAGGAGCAGGGGCAACUGAUACGGCAGGAUGAGUUCUUGGUCACAUUCAGGAAGAAAAAAUGUUUACGCCACAUUUUUCUCUUUCAAGAACUGAUUCUUUUUAGCAAAACCAGGAAGACGGAUGUAGGAAAUGAUACAUAUAUCUACAAACAGUCAUUCAAGACGUCAGAUGUAGGCAUGACCCAAAACAGUGGUGACAGCGGCCUGUGCUUUGAGAUCUGGUUCAGGAAGAGGAAAACCCAGGACACAUACACACUUCAAUCAGCCAGUCGGGAGGCGAAGGACGCCUGGACCAAGGACCUGGAGCGUAUCCUGUGGGAGCAGGCAGUACACAACAGAGAGAUCCGUAUGCAGGAGAGAGUGUUCAUGGGUAUUGGAAACAAGCCGUUCAUGGACAUCCAGCCCAGUGAUGCAGCAAUCAAUGACAGAGCUGUCAACUAUGUACAGAUGGGAAGAGGAAACAGGGUCCUGUCCUCACUUGGGCCAUUGGAUGGGUUUCUUGGGGUUCGACCCAAAUCUGGAUGUUCAGGAAGCAGCUCGUCCUCUUCCUCUUCAUCUGGAAGAGGUUCCCUGUCUCCCGGGGGAUACCUGUGUGGGCCAGAGAGGAGGGGGGUUACGGGGGCCCUUGGAGGAUACGCAUUGCCUUCUGGAGUUAUAGAGGACGACGACCUGGACCAUGAGAGUGGGAGUCACAGCUUAUUGCUGGACAGCUCCGAGUCAUCUGGAGAGAGUGUGAGUGGCUUCAGCUGCUCCAGUCACAGCUACCAAUCGGCCGUUGGAGGAGAGGUGGAGGAAUCCUCUUCCCUUUGUUCCUCCAUGAACACUGUUAAAGAGGCAUUGGUUGCUCAUAGGACUGAAGCCUCUGCAGUCUUCCAAAAACCAAAUGCUCUGGCAGGAUCCCCAGUAAAAACCCAACCACCAGUUGCACCAAAGCCCAAGAUUAAACUACAAAAACAGACCAAGGACCUGCCCUGCGGCAAGGCUCAGAACACCAGUGUUGGAAAAUCCACUGAAGUUUGACCUGUGAUGCAGUACAAGGUGAGUGUUUGGAUUUCAUCCAAGAAAUGCCAUCUGUUGACGACAGCGUUGAAGAUGAAACCAUUCAAACAGACAUCCUUUUAUAGACCAACUGUAAUCCAUAACCACUCUGUAAAUAGUUGUCCUAAUAAUUGUUUUUAAAAAAGUCUGUAAAUGUACUGUACUCAAACAUUUCAAAAUGCUUAACUGACAUACUGUCCCUGUAAACCAGUCUCAUAUCUCUUGCAAAGGAUCAUAGAGUUUCUGCAGUCUUUCAGUGCUUGCCUGCUAUUUGUAGCACAAUGCUAAUAAUCGUGGUGAAAUGAAAUGAGCAGAAUGUUAUUAACAAGCAACUUACGGAUUCUAGAGGAGUUUUGUAAAAUGUGGAGGUCCGUGAAGAAUUGUAUCACAAAGGCAGCAAACACCAUUAUGCCUUUUUGUCCCAUAUGUAUUUCCUUUUGUACAGAUUUAUCAAACUUGUUAAAACAUGUCGUACUUUUUUCCUCAAAAAUAAAACACAUUCACUCUUUCCUUUCUUUUGA